This is a messenger RNA of Microtus ochrogaster (prairie vole), 1640 nucleotides long. RefSeq names its product polyadenylate-binding protein 1-B-like (gene Pabpc1). The annotation marks the transcript as partial. Gene Ontology annotation, molecular function: RNA binding. NCBI's taxonomy places the organism in Eukaryota, Metazoa, Chordata, Mammalia, Rodentia, Cricetidae. The transcript has 12 exons. The record is from RefSeq and is a predicted model, not a curated record.
GGGCCCAUCCUCUCCAUCCGGGUCUGCAGGGACAUGAUCACCCGCCGCUCCUUGGGCUACGCGUACGUGAACUUUCAACAACCGGCGGACGCGGAGCGUGCUUUGGACACCAUGAAUUUUGAUGUUAUAAAGGGCAAGCCAGUACGCAUCAUGUGGUCUCAGCGUGAUCCAUCACUUCGCAAAAGUGGAGUAGGCAACAUAUUCAUUAAAAAUUUGGACAAAUCCAUUGACAAUAAAGCAUUGUAUGAUACGUUUUCUGCAUUUGGUAACAUCCUUUCAUGUAAGGUGGUCUGUGAUGAAAAUGGCUCCAAAGGCUAUGGGUUUGUGCAUUUUGAAACACAGGAAGCAGCUGAAAGAGCUAUUGAGAAAAUGAAUGGAAUGCUUCUAAAUGACCGUAAAGUGUUUGUUGGACGAUUUAAGUCACGGAAAGAACGAGAAGCAGAACUUGGAGCGAGGGCAAAGGAGUUCACCAACGUUUACAUCAAGAACUUUGGGGAGGACAUGGAUGACGAGCGCCUUAAGGAUCUCUUUGGCAAGUUUGGGCCUGCCUUAAGUGUGAAAGUGAUGACCGAUGAAAGUGGGAAAUCCAAAGGGUUUGGAUUUGUGAGCUUUGAAAGACAUGAAGACGCACAGAAAGCUGUGGAUGAGAUGAACGGAAAGGAGCUCAAUGGAAAACAGAUUUAUGUUGGUCGAGCUCAGAAAAAAGUGGAGCGGCAGACGGAACUUAAGCGCAAAUUUGAACAGAUGAAAAUGGCAAGCGUGAGAGCUGUGCCCAACCCCGUGAUGAACCCCUACCAGCCAGCACCUCCUUCAGGUUACUUCAUGGCAGCUAUCCCACAGACUCAGAACCGUGCUGCAUACUACCCUCCUGGCCAAAUCGCUCAACUAAGACCAAGUCCUCGCUGGACUGCUCAGGGUGCCAGACCUCAUCCAUUCCAGAACAUGCCCGGUGCUAUCCGCCCAGCUGCUCCUAGACCACCGUUCAGUACUAUGAGACCAGCUUCCUCACAGGUUCCACGACUUGCUGGUAAAAUCACUGGCAUGCUUUUGGAGAUUGAUAACUCAGAAUUACUUCACAUGCUUGAGUCUCCAGAGUCUCUCCGCUCAAAGGUUGAUGAAGCUGUAGCUGUACUACAAGCUCACCAAGCAAAAGAGGCUGCCCAGAAGGCAGUGAACAGUGCCACUGGUGUUCCAACUGUUUGAAUUGAUCAGGGACCACGAAAAGAAACUCGUGCUUCACCGAAGAAAAAAUAUCUAAACAUCGAAAAAUUUAAAUAUUAUGAAAAAACAUUGCAAAAUAUAAAAUAAAUAAAAAAAGGAAAGGAAACUUUGAACCUUAUGUACCGAGCAAAUGCCAGGUCUAGCAAGCAGUGCUAGUCCUAGAUUACUUGAUUUAAAACAACAAAAAAUACAAAAAAAUAGUAAAAUAUAAAAACAAAUUAAUGUUUUAUAGACCCUGGGAAAAGAAUUUUCAGCAAAGUACAAAAAUUUAAAGCAUUCCUUUCUUUAAUUUUGUAAUUCUUUACCGUGGAAUAGCUUGGGAUGUCAGUUCUGUUUUAAGUAGCAGAACUGAUAACUAAGCAAGGAAACGUAAUUUGGAUUAUAAAAUUCUUGCUUUAAUAAAAAUUCCUUAAACAGUG